Fusarium falciforme is the source of this 1830-nucleotide messenger RNA. RefSeq names its product DUF4097 domain-containing protein. Bases 1 to 1830 code for a protein of 609 amino acids. NCBI's taxonomy places the organism in Eukaryota, Fungi, Ascomycota, Sordariomycetes, Hypocreales, Nectriaceae. The record is from RefSeq and is a predicted model, not a curated record. The transcript has 2 exons.
AUGCCCGCCCCGUACUCUGACAACCUCUACUCGGCCGACGACGAGUCCGAGGCCCUGUCGCCUACUGAUGGUUACUUCCACGCGUCGUCGGCGUCAUCACGUCCGCGGCCCCUGGUGCCGAAUGUCCUCGUAGAGGAUCCUACCCUUGCGAGCCGCGAGUCCAAGGCGUGGGAGGCCGAGAGGGAGAGACGGUUAUUAAACAGCGAUGACGCCGGCGCAUCUUCCAGUGACACCAGACCUAUGGCUUCGCCUUCGAUUCAGCACGAGGCUCCUCCUGCUUACUCACCUUCUUCGACAAAUUACUCGACGUUUUCGCCAAUGGGUCAAGUGCAGGAGCAGUAUCCUCGGGUAGAGGAGCAACAACCUCUGUUGUCUCAUGGACCCGAGUCUAUGAGUAGUCCUCCCCAUGAGGAACCAUCACGAUGGAGACGACUAAAGACGUCUGUCGCAAAGGCCAACCUGCGAAGAAAGUUUAGAACCAUUCUUGGUACUUUUGUCAUUAUAUCCAUCGUCUUUAUUCUGCUUGGCAUUUUCUUUGAUGACUCUUCUGAUUGGGAACCUCCCGACUACAUCAACGAUGGCCCUAUUGGGAGUCACGGCGAGUUCACAUGGAAUCCCUCACGGGUAUGCCUCGAUACUCCACACAGCUUUCCCAAGACCACGACGUCCUUGAAAUUUGACCGUACGAGCAACCUCGAGAUUGUACAGACGGUUCAAAGGGAUCGUGGUCAUAGAGGCGCAAGACCUCACGUCUCUGGGGAAGUCAUCCUGCAACCUGCAAAGGAUAGCUCGUCUGCGGCAAUUGAGCUGCAAGUCAUCUCCAAUGACAAGAAUCUUGGAGUCCAUGUCCACUUUGAUGAGAAGACGCAGCUGUUCAAGAUGAUUACGCCGGAUACGAUAGACUGGGACUCGAGCCAAGCACCCUGCAUCCAGAUCCGCGCAACUGUCUGGGUGCCUCAAAAGUCUAUCGUCAAUGCCCUCAAGAUCAACACUAUUCAUCUCAACGUUGACGUCGAGGCAGGUUUUGACUUGCAGGUUCUGAAGAGCACUGUUAUCCGCAGCGCCAUCGGACACAUCAACACGCCAGCCGUGGCUCCCAAGAAAGCAGCAGUGCCUUAUACACUGUCAUCCCGCGAGAUCAACAUCCACACAGCUAGCGGAAAAGUCAAGGGGUGGUAUCCGCUAUACGACCUCCUCGACAUUGACACCGUCUCGGGCGACAUCACUGUAAACGUCGGACCCAAGCCAGCAGAGGGUGAAAAGCCAGCUUCACUCCGCGUGCACUCUGCUUCUGGACAAAUCGAGGUUCACGAGCCUUUGAGUCAGCCCAAGGAUUCACUCCCGCCUCGGGACUACGUCGUCAACGUCGGCACGGCAUCUGGAGACAUCACAGCCGAGGUAGCAGCAAGUUCCCACGCAAGAUUCGAGUCCCAAUCGGGAGACUUCAAACUCCGCAUCCUACCCGUCCUAGAAUCGUCAACAAGCCCAGCCUUAGAAACAGACACAAAGAGCGGAACCUCUCAAGUAACCAUACUAGAGCCCCUCUGGAUAACCGCCAUUGGCGAUGAGACACCGGCCUUGUCAGCCCUAAAGUCCAAGCACAGCUCCAUCAGCGGAACCAUCAAGCUCCAGUACCCAUCGUCGUGGGAGGGCCACGUCUUUGCGCAGACGGUCUCGGGGUCGCAAGACAUCCGCGGGCGAGGGCUGGAGGUGACGCACGAGGGCGGGCCGUUUGCUCGACGCACCCGGGGACGCAAGGGAGAUGGGAACUCGCAGAUGGAUGUGAGUAGCGUGUCUGGGGACGAGUCUGUCUUGGUGGGUGAAGAGUAA